Pseudocercospora fijiensis CIRAD86 is the source of this 777-nucleotide messenger RNA. RefSeq lists its product as uncharacterized. The record is from RefSeq and is a predicted model, not a curated record. The transcript is spliced from 3 exons. Gene Ontology annotation, cellular component: nucleus; cytosol. The coding region runs from base 1 to 777 and encodes 258 amino acids. NCBI's taxonomy places the organism in Eukaryota, Fungi, Ascomycota, Dothideomycetes, Mycosphaerellales, Mycosphaerellaceae.
AUGUCUCCUCCUCCUCCUCCUCCCCUACGAAUCGCUAUCCUCGAAUGCGAUGAACCUCUCGGCCGUACGAAGGAGAAAUAUGGUGGUUAUGGGAAUUUGUUUCGGGAACUUCUUGAAAAUGGGGCAAAGAAAUUUUUCGAAGAGGAUGAUGGCCGAAAACCUCCUGAACUCGAGAUUACGAAAUUCGAUGUUGUGAAGCAUGAGGUUUAUCCUCGGUUGGAGGAUGUUGAUGCGGUGCUUUUGACGGGAAGUCGACAUAAUUCUUUCGAAAACGACCCGUGGAUUUUGAAACUUGUGGAAUUUGUGAAGCGAGUUCUGGAGCAGGAACGUGUGAGGUUGAUUGGGGUUUGUUUUGGACAUCAGAUUGUUGGGAGGGCUUUGGGGGUGAAAGUUGAUAGGAGUGAGAGGGGUUGGGAGGUUAGUGUUGUGGAUGUCAGGUUGACGGAGAAGGGGAAGGAGGUUUUGGGGAUGGAGAAGGGGAUUAUGCCGAUUCAUCAAAUGCAUCGGGAUGUUGUGUAUGCUUAUCCUCCGCAUGUGGAGGCUUUGGGACACACGGAUCGGUGUGAUGUCCAAGGCAUGUAUGUGAAGAAUCGUUUGAUCACUGUGCAGGGUCAUCCGGAGUUUAAUGCCGAGGUUGUGGCGGAGUUGUUGGAGAGUCGGCAUCAGAAGGGGAUUUUUGAUGAUCAGACUUUCGAGGAGGGAAUGCGAAGGGUGAGGAAUUUUCAUGCUGGGCUUGAUGUUGGGGCGGCUUUUAUACGGUUUUUGUUAGAUGAGUAG